UGUACACUCUUAGUCACAUGUCACAUCAUAGAUUCAUCUCUGAUCAAUUUACCUUUGUGUUAGUUAAGAUGCGUCGUAGAAACAUUUUUUUAUGAGAAAUUCAGGAAAAAUUCGAGGCCAACAAUUAACGACGAUACCGUCUAUACUUUCGAUUGUCAUACACGGUGAACCGGGUCAAAAUGACAUUCUUAUUCAAACAUGUGAAGCAUUUAAUCGUAUCUUGCAUAGAAAUCUGCGUUAAAAUCUACUUUCAAAUUGCAUGGAUUCAACCAAUGGGUAUAGUAGCGACGUCUAUUGAUUUGCGCGCGCAUUAUUAUCGAUAAUGGCGACGUUCAUGAUUCGAAAAUGAUGUUCAAAAAUAGUUUUAAAUAUUACAAAAGUCGUAAGCCAUUUCCCGAUUUGAAAGAUGUAAUCGAUUUAAACAAUCCAAAAUGUAGCAGAGUUAUCGGUUUUAGAGGGAAAUUGUUGAACACAGAAACUGAACAUCAAGUAGGAUUAAAACCAGUUAGAGAUUGGAAAGUUUUUGAAUUUGUAGAUAUUCCGGGACUUAUCAUUAUAAAAAAUCCAUUUAACAGUCGCGCACAACGGUAUUGGAUUAUUCAGGCUUUAAAAUAUUACUCAAGAAAACCAUCCAAAUUAAAUUUGGAUGCGCAUGAUCUUUUAAAAGAGGAUGAACUUUGGUGGGAUGUAUGUUUUGGACAAUCUAAAAGAGCUAAACAAUUAAUACCAAAAUUAAGAUGGGCAACAUUGGGAUAUCAUCACAAUUGGGAAACAAAAUUAUAUUCUGAAACAAAUAAAACAGAAAUGCCUGCUAAUUUGUCAUUAUUGGCUUCAGUUUUGGCACAAAGCUUAGGAUAUACAAAUUUUAAAGCUGAAGCAGCAAUAGUUAAUUAUUAUAGAAUGAACUCUACCUUAGGUGGUCAUGUUGAUCAGUCUGAAAUUGAUACAGAUGCACCUUUGAUCUCUAUAAGUUUUGGUCAGACUGCAAUAUUUUUAAUUGGAGGACUUACACAAGAUGAAGAAGCUGAUGCUAUGUAUUUGCAAAGUGGAGAUGUACUAAUAAUGUCUGGAAGCUCACGUUUAAGGUACCAUGGAGUACCAAAAAUUUUACCAGUUAACAAUGCACCAUGGGAUGAUGAAGAAGCAAAUGAUAACAAUCAAUAUUGUAAAUGGGAUCAAGAGGACUGGAACAAAGCAAAGACUUAUAUUUCAGAAGCUAGAGUGAAUAUGACUGUGAGACAAGUAUUAAAACCUGGACAGUUAACUGUAUCAUAAAAUAUUGUACAAAGUUUCCUUGUAUAGUUUUAUUAAAAAUACUUAUAUCAAUUA
This is a messenger RNA of Osmia bicornis bicornis, 1329 nucleotides long. It is a transcript of the gene AlkB, whose product is annotated as nucleic acid dioxygenase ALKBH1. Gene Ontology annotation, biological process: oxidative RNA demethylation. NCBI's taxonomy places the organism in Eukaryota, Metazoa, Arthropoda, Insecta, Hymenoptera, Megachilidae. The record is from RefSeq and is a predicted model, not a curated record. Bases 346 to 1275 code for a protein of 309 amino acids. Gene Ontology annotation, molecular function: ferrous iron binding; oxidative RNA demethylase activity; broad specificity oxidative DNA demethylase activity. Gene Ontology annotation, cellular component: nucleus; cytoplasm. The transcript has 3 exons.